This is a messenger RNA of Ostrinia furnacalis (Asian corn borer), 2494 nucleotides long. RefSeq names its product transducin beta-like protein 2. Bases 149 to 2125 code for a protein of 658 amino acids. Gene Ontology annotation, cellular component: endoplasmic reticulum. NCBI's taxonomy places the organism in Eukaryota, Metazoa, Arthropoda, Insecta, Lepidoptera, Crambidae. The record is from RefSeq and is a predicted model, not a curated record. The transcript is spliced from 11 exons. Gene Ontology annotation, molecular function: protein binding. Gene Ontology annotation, biological process: endoplasmic reticulum unfolded protein response.
CACUUCAGUCAGUCUGAUCAGUCAAGUUCCGUUCGUCAGUUCGUUCAGUCAGUUUACGUGAAAUUGUGAGACCGUAUGAUCGCAGCUGCAUAGAUUGAAUUUUGUGUUGUAUAAUAAUUAGCGGUUUCGUAAAGAAUUCUGAGUGAAAAUGGGCGAUAUUGAAGCCGGUCUGAAUACUAAUGUAUUCGUCUUGAUAGCAGCAACAGUAAUUUCAUGUGUAAUACUACACUUUUUAAUCAAGACCAUCUUCGGAAGCAAGAAAAAGGAAGCACUCGAACAUGAAGCAGAGAGCAAUCAAAAUGCUCCCAACGAAGAGGCUGCUUCAGAAACGGCUGUGACCGAAAGCCGUGCUAGUGGGAAGAGUAAAAAACGCGCACCAUGGAAAGGAAAAACGGAAUACAGCCACCAAUGGCUGCUGAAGAAUCUCAAGGGACACCCAGGCACCGUGCUCCUGGUCGACUUUUCUCCAAACGGCAAAUUCAUGGCGGCCACCUGUGAUGAUGGUUCAGUGAUCCUCUGGGACGUCCGGGACUUGAACCAGAAGGAGCAUAAGACCCUGCGAGUGAAUAUCAACUUCGAUCACGCGUCGCACGUGGCUUGGAGUCCUGACUCCAAGGCGUUCAUCGUGCACACCGUCCGGGAGAACCACAUCGUGGUCUACAAGAUAGAGAAGAAAAAGGACGGCACUAUUGGAUCUGCUGCGCCUGUCAUUACCUUUGAUAAGGUGCACGAAGAUGAUGUCAUCGGCUUCGGUAUAUCCAGCAACGGCAAGUUCAUGAUGUCCUGCUCCUCAAAGACUGACAUGGUCAUCUGGGACCUCAAGGGCCAGCAACUGGACCGAUUAGACACCUAUCUGAUGAGCACCAACUCUGCGAAGAUAUCCCCUUGUGGGCGCUUCGUCGUCGCCUCGGGAUUUUCGCCAGAUAUUAAAGUGAUGGAGGUGGUUUUCUCAAAGAAUGGAGAGUUCAAACAAGUGACCAAAGCCUUCGAGCUGACUGGACACAGCUCGGGCAUCUACGACGUAGCCUUCGAUGUAGACACGUCGCAUAUAGCCACUAUAUCGAAGGACGGCACGUGGAAGCUAUAUCACACAAAGAGUGAGUACUUAUUCUAUUUGGUCCUAGAGACUGCCAACCCUCCGAAGAUCGUGCUGUCUCCCAAUGCAGAAUUGUUGGCGGUGUCCGUCGACUCAUCCAUCGAGUUCUACGACACGUACACUGGGAAGCUGUACGAUACUGUCGAUAACGUUUAUUCAGAAUCGUUCGUGAAGAAUGCCAACCCUCCGAAUAUCGCGCUGUCUCCCAACGCAGAAGUGUUGGCAGUGUCUGUCGACUCAUCCAUCGAGUUCUACGACACGUACACUGGGAAGCUGUACGACACUGUCGAUAACGUUUAUUCAGAAGUGUUGGCGGUGUCCGUCGACUCAUCCAUCGAGUUCUACGACACAUACACUGGGAAGCUGUACGAUACUGUCGAUAACGUUUAUUCAGAGACAGCAAACCCUCCGAAGAUCGUGCUGUCUCCCAAUGCAGAAUUGUUGGCGGUGGCCGUCGACUCAUCCAUCGAGUUCUACGACACGUAUACUGGAAAGCUGUACGAUACUGUCAAUAACGUUUAUUCAGAAUCGUUCGUGAAGACUGCCAACCCUCCGAAGAUCGCGCUGUCUCACAACGCAGAAGUGUUGGCGGUGUCCGUCGACUCAUCCAUCGAGUUCUACGACACAUACACUGGGAAGCUGUACGAUACUGUCGAUAACGUUUAUUCAGAAUCGUUCGUGAAGACUGCCAACCCUCCGAAGAUCGCGCUGUCUCCCAACGCAGAAGUGUUGGCGGUGUCCGUCGACUCAUCCAUCGAGUUCUACGACACAUACACUGGGAAGCUGUACGAUACUGUCGAUAACGUUUAUUCAGGAUUAGUCAACUACAUGAAAUUCGACGCGAGCGGAAAAUAUCUGUUCGUGUGCGGCGACAAAGCAGUCAGGGUGUUCCACAAUGUGUGCGGAUACUUCACCACCAUAGGCAGUUGCACUCGUCUGUUAGCCGCCAAGCAGACCUCGGCCACUGUGGAACGCCUCAACAAAACCAUACAAGAAUGCAAAGAAACCCUCGCGAAGUUCGGCAAAUAACACCUAACAGUAAAACCAAUCUCGUCAACUGCAUUUAUUUUACUAUAGUCGAAUAUAUUUUAAGAAAGUUUUACAUGUUUACCAAAAUAUAUUAAUAUUAAUGUUUCAGUAUUUUGGGUCACUAAAUUACCAGUGAAGGUUCGAUCUCUGUCCAAAUUUUGUAUUUUAGGAUAAACAAAAUAGUGAUAGGUAAGUCGUUUCUAAGAAGGUAUGCAUCGCGAACACUGAUUUGUAUAUUGUAUGGAAAUAACGAAAUGUAAAUUCUCCCGUGACGUUCGCAUUUAGAUGAGGUCACAUGCAUGUGUAUCGAGACGCAAAUAAAUUUCCAUGUUACCGCUCGCCGUACUAAUUUAAAAGUCAAUUAUUUUC